AUGUUCAACUUGUUGAGCUACUACUUCAACAACUACCCAUAUUCCCACAACAGUUUCCCCUACUGCGUCAUCUACCCAACCUCCCACGACAGCAACUACUUCAGCAACAUCUACCCAACCUCCCACUACAGUUUCUACCACUGCAACAUCUACCCAACCUCCCACAACAGCUACUUCUACUGCAACAUCUACCCAACCUCCCACAAUAGCUACUUCUACUGCAACAUCUACCCAACCUCCCACUACAGUUUCUACCACUGCAACAUCUACCCAACCUCCCACAACAGCUACUUCUACUGCAACAUCUACCCAACUUCCCACAACAGCUACAACAACAUCUACCCAACCUCCCUCAACAGCUUCUUUUACUGCAACAUCUACCCAACCUCCCACAACAGCUACUUUUACUGCAACAUCUACCCAACCUCCCACAACACCUACUUUUACUGCAACAUCUACCCAACCUCCCACAACAGCUACUUCUACUGCAACAUCUACCCAACCUCCCACAACAGCUACAAGGACAUCCACCCAUCCCCCCAGAACAGUUUAUUCUACUCCAGCUACACGUUUUCAUAUUUCUAUAACUGGUUUCUAUCCCACUCUGUCUGCAACAACUACUUCCCCUACACCGGCUACACCGGCUACACCUACGACUACAGCCACUGCUGCAAAGUAUUCUCCUGCCCCUAA
Messenger RNA from Haliotis rubra (blacklip abalone), 693 nucleotides. Its product is annotated as guanine nucleotide exchange factor subunit RIC1-like. NCBI's taxonomy places the organism in Eukaryota, Metazoa, Mollusca, Gastropoda, Lepetellida, Haliotidae. Bases 1 to 693 code for a protein of 230 amino acids. The transcript has 2 exons. The record is from RefSeq and is a predicted model, not a curated record.